Molecule: messenger RNA, 1044 nt
Organism: Quercus robur (English oak)
Lineage: Eukaryota; Viridiplantae; Streptophyta; Magnoliopsida; Fagales; Fagaceae
Exons: 3
Coding region: 1-1044 (347 amino acids)
Source: RefSeq, a predicted model, not a curated record
AUGGAUUUGGUGGAUUGGCAUUCACCAAUACUCAUGGUGAUCACGGAAACUAGAAUGAGUGGUGCAAGGGCUGAUGAGAUUAUAAAGGCUCUGCCUUUUGAUGGGUAUGCGGUGGCAGAUACAAUUGGGUUUGCUGGAGGAAUUUGGCUGCUAUGGCGAACUGACUUGGUGCAUGUUGAAGUCCUGGCAGCUACUGAGCAGGAGAUUCAUGCGCUAAUUCAGGUAAGAUCUCAAUCUUUUAGCUGGUUAAUUAGUGCUAUUUAUGCUAGUCCUAGAUUUGAAGAACGUUGCAUUCUGUGGAAUAACCUUAAGAUUUUAGCUAAUAUGCAUGACCUACCUUGGGCACUUAUGGGUGAUUUUAAUGAAGUUUUGGCUGUUGAAGAGAAGUAUGGGGGGAACCCGAUUUGCCAGAGAAGAGGUAGAGCUAUAAAGGAGUGUAUGGAUGAAUGCAGAAUGAUGGAUCUUGGCUAUACAGUGGUGAGGGAUGCUCGGGCGGAUAGUGAGGGUGAUCUUGCUGAAGCUAUUUCUAAUUUCAAAACUAAAGCACAAAAUUGGAAUAGAGAGCUGUCAGAGGAGUACAAUUUAAUUCUUGAGCUUGAAGAAGAGCUGUGGGCCAUGAAAUCCAGAACCAGUUGGAUAAUUUCGGGGGAGAGAAAUACAACAUACUUUCAUAUUUCUGCGCUCAAUAGGAGAAGUAAGAAUAGAAUCAUCUGUGUCCAAAACAGUGAGGGUGAAUGGUGUCGUAAUCUAGAGGAACUUAAAGAAAUUUUCAACUCAAGCUUCAAGAAGCUUUAUCAGUCAGAGCAAGUUUUUUGUCCUAUUACUACGCAAUGGAGCUCGGAUUGGUGUGCUAAGCUUAGUCAAGAAGAAGCUGGUAGCUUAACCAACAUUCCCUCGGAUGGGGAAAUAUGGAAUGCCCUAAAAACUAUGAAGCCUUACAAAGCUCCUGGUAUUGAUGGGCUACAUGCUGGAUUCUUUCAAAGGUUUUGGUUGGUGGUUGGAGAAUCAGUAAAAAGAGAGGUUAAGGAAGUAUUCUCAAGGUAG